AAAUCGUGUAGUAUAUAUCAUGAAGGUUAUAUGAGCAUCUUCCUACAAUUCUACACCAUAACUAUUUCAAACUAGCGAUAUUUUUUGUCAAAAUCGCGGAUCUGUUUGUUUGUUGUUUUUAAGCAACGUUUUUUUUUUUUUUUAAAAAUCGUGCACUAUCAGAUCGGUAUAAAGAUAUACAGUUAAAUUAGACCAUUAUCAAUGUCAGAAUUUGUGUGUGAGACGCCGCCAUCAGUGUUCCAAUGUUCGUCGAUUGGGAUCUGGAAAUUCAAACAAUAUAUCGAUAACAUAAGAGCAAAAUUUGACCUGGCACAGUUCCCAGUUUCGCGAUAUCCAUACCCUGCUUUUAUAUUUGUACAAUGAAACCGUUUAUGACUUUAAACGCUAUUAAAGACAUCGAGUGCACUACGUUUUGUUUAUGAAUUCAUUUUUAUUUUCAUUUUUUACAAAUCAUUGUGAUCAAGGUUUAUGAUUUUUAGACUGAUUUAAUGGAAUUUAAUGGGUUUAUGAGUGCAGCUGAACUAGAAGUGAAAUCCAUAAAGAUUUAAUUUCAUCCGAUGAUAAGUGGAUUCCUGGCCCUGUGAUCGACGGCUGAUCUGUGGAUUUUAAGGACUGGUCUGAAUGCAGCUGACGAGUAUCUAUGGGUUUUGACGUGGAUCGCUUCCUGAGGACUGUAAACGAGGGGCUUCUCUGUUGCAUUUGUCGUGACGUUUUGGAGGACCCUGUACAAGCACCUUGUGAGCAUGCGUACUGUCGCCAAUGCAUCGAAGCAUGGCUGGUGCACGAAACUAGAUGUCCAGAAGACAGGAGUAACUUGUCGCUAUCAAACCUAAAGCCUUUGUUUCGAUACAUGAAAAACGACUUAGAUAAACUACAAAUUCGAUGUAUCAACGUGAAUCUUGGCUGCAAUCAUAUAUGUUCACUGGAGGUCAUUGCAUGUCAUGAAUCAGAGUGCCCAUACGGUUCAGUGCAAUGUCCCAAUGAUCACUGCACCACUAUAGUACUGCGGAAGGAGCUAACAGGCCACUUAGCCUCGUGUGAAUUUCGUUCCAGAGAAUGUCCAAGAGGUUGUGGUAUGCUGAUGGUCCAACGGCAAGACAGAGACCACAACUGUGUUGGUGAACUCAGAACAGCGAUGGAUGUCCUGCGAUCAGAAAUGUCCUGCAAAAUCGAAGAACAGAAAAAAGAAAUGGAACUGAGGUUGAACACGCAGAGAUGCCAUAUGGUCCAAAAAGAAUCUUUUAUGCAAUCUCAGAUGGAUGAAAUGAAAGCCGAACUUUCCAGACUUUCACAAAAAAUUAAGCUUCUUAUGGAACUGGAAGUCAAGCGUCGACAAGAUACUGAGCGAUUAGAACUAGAAAAGCGCGAGUUGAUGGAAUUACUGCGCCGCAACCAGACUGAAACAGGGAGUACUUCGGGAGACAAAGCGAAUAAACGACAAUUUAGAGGGAGAGUAACAGCGUUGUGAUUGAACAAAGAACCGCAAAUGCCAACGAAAAUUAUGACAAUUUCUACGGUAUCCAAGUCCUUACGUUAUGCUUUUUAUUCCUUCGGGAUAUGAUAAAAAAUUUGGGAACGGUACAUGUCAUUAUUGAAAGCGGUUUCUUUGCAUAACGUUAAACAUGUUCUACAUCACAAUCACACAGUAAUCUUACCAUACCAUUGAGGAGAUGCGAAUGAUAAGACCUUGACAGAGUUUAUGCUAGACGGUAGGGGUCUAAUUAUUAUAUUAAAUCGAUCUUUUUGCCGAAAAUUACGAACGAUGUACAGCAGGUAAAUGAAAACAAAAUGGCUGUGUUGAGAUAGUUUGUUUAGUUAUCAUAUUUAUUUAAAACGUCAAGCACCUGUGUGUUAAUGUGCCGACAAAACGAAUAUUGCCCUAAGUAGGAGAAUUAGGUUAUAGUUUUAUUUUACCGAAUCAAUUCUCAGAUAUUCAACUUAACUGCAUGUUAUAUUUCCUUAUGGAAAAGUUUUAAAGUCAAAUUCAUUGGUUUGAACAUUAAAUGUACUUAGUUUUCAUCAACGUUCAGGACUAGCACCUGCCUAGAGAUAGUGAUUUUUAUUGAUUUCCAAGGUCAUAUAAAUGCAAAGGGUCAAGAUCACAGGAAAUAAUGAAAUGUCUUCUAAGCAAAUUUAUACAACAAGUACUUCAUUUUUAUCAAACUUUAAGGAAUGAUACAUCAAAUGAAAAUCUGGUAUUCAAGUAAACAUUGAAUGUUUAUUUAUUUAUUUUUGUUGACAUUUAUUUUUGUUGACAUUUACUGUGCUGAUAAUAACACUACGGUGGCUAGGCACACAUCUUAAACCCACACAACCUGGCUAGUGCAUAAAAUUUACAAUUUUGCGAGAUGGAUAACUCCAUUUACCUGAUCAAGAUAUGGGGCUUACGGUGGGUGUGACCGGUCGACAGGGGAUGAUUACUCCUCCUAGGCACCUGAUCCCUCCUCUGGUAUAUCCAGGGGUCCGUAUUUGCCCAACUCUCUAUUUUGUAUUGCUUAUAGGAGUUGCAUGUAUGAGAUUAAUCACUGUUCGUUAUCUUCGCCUUUCAUCGAUUGUUGAUACUGAUUGUUAUGAAAUUUUGCAUGCAUAUCUGUGUGUAUGGUACCUUUGUUCAAAGAAACUAGACCAAUUAAGCUACAUGUUUUCUUUUUUCUAAAGAACAAGAAACAGUCUGUGAUUAUGGACAUACAUGUACAUAUAUGAUAGAGGAGUUUAUAUAAAACAUAAACCUAAUCAGUUCAUUUAUGGAUAUACAAGUGUAAUGUGUUUUCCCUACUGCAGUUUUUGGGUUUCUGGGCAAAACAUUUUAUUGUCAAUAUAAAUUCAAUUUUGCCUGCAAAUGUAUCAUUUAUAUAUUUCUGUAAUUACUGAAUAUGUACAAUCAAUAUAGUAGUAUUCACUUGACGAUUUACAUGACACAGGCCUAGGAUAUUAUUGUACAGAAAUAUGAAUCAUAUUUAUGAAGAUAUAUCAUUGUACAGAAUUAUGAAUAUCUAUUAUUCGAUGAUUUUCAGAAAGGGAUUAUCAAUGUACAGAAAUAUGACUGUUUAUUAUUUGAUGAUUUUUAGAAAGGGAUUAUUAAUGAACAGAAAUAUGAAUAUCUAUGAUUUGACGAUCUUCAGAAAAGGAUUAUUAAGUACAGAAUUGAAAUAUGAAUACUGUAUUUAUUUGACGAGUUACAGAAAGGGGUGCUUACUCUUCCUAGGCACGUGAUUCCGCCUCUGGUGUGUUCAAGGGUCCGUGUUUGCCCUACUCUUCUUUUUGCAUUCUUUAUAGGACUUAUGAGAUUGAUCAUUGUUCUUUAUCUUCAUUUUUUCAUAUUAUUGUACUCAAAUAUUGAUUAUACAUAAUAAAUCGCCAAAUCAUACACUAAUAGGUUGCUUUUAUCGAAAACCAAAUAAAUUAUUAUCAUCAUAAA
Ostrea edulis (European flat oyster) is the source of this 3418-nucleotide messenger RNA. Its product is annotated as RING finger protein 151-like. The coding region runs from base 641 to 1468 and encodes 275 amino acids. Gene Ontology annotation, molecular function: zinc ion binding. The transcript has 2 exons. The record is from RefSeq and is a predicted model, not a curated record. Lineage: Eukaryota; Metazoa; Mollusca; Bivalvia; Ostreida; Ostreidae.